AUGCCGGUUCCUCCGCAAGUCAAAAAAAUGCUCGAUGAUGUCGAUAAGCAGCUCCACACGGAGAGUCCCAUCAACAACGUCCUUGCGACUGUCGAACAAAAAUCUGGUGUAAAAAGACUUCACAUAGUCCUUGGUGUUGCUGCAUUGCAAGGUUUAUAUCUGAUCUUCGGACAUUUUGCUGAACUUGUUUGCAACUUUAUGGGCCUCAUUUAUCCUGCAUACGUGAGCAUAAAAGCAAUCGAAACUGCGACCAAAGAGGAUGACACUCAGUGGCUUACGUAU
Cylicostephanus goldi is the source of this 282-nucleotide messenger RNA. Lineage: Eukaryota; Metazoa; Nematoda; Chromadorea; Rhabditida; Strongylidae. The record is from the annotation of a GenBank genome assembly.